Molecule: messenger RNA, 6183 nt
Organism: Acipenser ruthenus (sterlet)
Lineage: Eukaryota; Metazoa; Chordata; Actinopteri; Acipenseriformes; Acipenseridae
Product: guanine nucleotide-binding protein G(I)/G(S)/G(O) subunit gamma-4
Exons: 4
Coding region: 390-617 (75 amino acids)
Biological process (GO): G protein-coupled receptor signaling pathway
Cellular component (GO): heterotrimeric G-protein complex
Molecular function (GO): G-protein beta-subunit binding
Source: RefSeq, a predicted model, not a curated record
CUCCAGGUCCUGCACAGCUGAAUAAGGUUGGGCUCAGGUCCUCAAAGGAUCUAUAAAAUUCAAAGAAAAGCUGCGUGUUCUCAUUUAGAAUAGGAAAAAAAGAUAUUUAUUACAGCAGCAUAGUAGCAUAAAGCUGUAAAGAACCUAAAUUGUCCAUUAUUAGUUGUGCUAAAACUGAAUGAGUCGAAUCUAGUUCAUUGCUGGGGUUUUACUGUAUAGGGGAGUGUGAAAUUAUUAUUAUUAUUAUUAUUAUUAUUAUUAUUAUUAUUAUUAUUAUUAUUAUUAUUAUUAUUAUUAUUAUUAUUAUUAUUUUACUGAUCUAACUGUAGCUGAAAUACGAAGUGCUGUCCGAGUAUUGGAUUUCCCGCUGUACAAUUAAGGAAGACACUAUGAAGGACGGCAUGGCCAACAACAGCACAGCCAGUAUAUCCCAAGCCAGGAAAUCAGUGGAGCAGCUCAAGAUGGAAGCCUGCAUGGACAGGAUCAAGGUGUCCAAGGCUGCUGCUGAUUUGAUGGCAUACUGUGAUGCUCAUAUAAGGGAGGACCCGCUCAUCUGCCCAGUGCCAGCCUCUGAAAACCCCUUCCGGGAGAAGAAAUUCUUCUGCACCAUCCUGUGAGACCCGUGUCGUAGAGCCAUGGUGCCAAGGAGGUUUGCAGUUACAGUGUGCUGCUCCCUCUGCUGUGUUCUGGAGGAAGAGUUGCUGUUUUCAGAGUUGAAUCAGUCCAACAUUUACCUUCAGACUUGAUGGUCAAUUUGUACUCAACCUAGGGAUCUAAAAAAGAAUAUAUGAAAUGUAAACUGAUUAAAUCAAACUGGAGUUCGACGUGGUGCUUGACCCUGAUCACUUGCUCUUUACAGAACACACACUUUCACUUUCCUUUUUUCAUGCCAUUUCUAUUCUAAUUUCCAAUUAGACUAUACUUGCAGUGGCUUUGGGGUCAUUCAUGGAACCCUGUGGUAGCUGUCAAUCCAUAAUGUUUGUCCUCAACAUUGUAUUGCUGUACCAUUUAAUGAAGCCACAAUAAAUAUAUCUGUCUACCUUUGUGUUCUAGUUUUCGCAACCUAACACCAUUACAUCACUACCCGUACAGUAUAACUUAUGCCUAGAAUAAAAUGGUUGGGUCUCAAUUGCCUCAUCCAAUAGCCAUACACCCAAUUAACAAGCACAGAUCCACUCUCCCAGUUACCAGCUACCACCUCGCCCAUCUCUGCCCUAUGGUUAGCCUCCUACGCUGAAUCAAUUGAGUCAAGACUAAUAUCCCUGCCAACACUCUGCAUAACAGAAUCGGCAGUGCAGGCAGCGGGUCGAACACCCCUGUUAGCAGCAACGCCAUCACUCAGGGUAUUAGUGUCCCAUUUGUCUGGCUACAGUCGCAACCUGUCAUGUGUACGCCUCUCAUUGACUAUUGGAAUGCAGUAGACUGCGUGGGUAGAACUCAUUUAACUUGAAAUGGUGCAGCAGCACACUGUUGCAGACAGAAAUUUUACUUUCCCCUACAAUGCUAAAGGCAAUGUUAUAGCCAGGCUAGCCAAGCACACUCAUGCUUAUGGGAGGAGUCAGGUUCUAAAAAGCUAAAAUGAAACACACAGGAGUGAAAUACACAAGUUUAUCAUAAAAUAAGAUUGCGGCUAUACUGUUUAACGGAUUGGUUUGGCAGGUUUAUUCGAUCCCAGCGUUACUCUUGAUAUAUUGUCCCCUCUGUACAGAAACACUCUAGCUGCUAUAAGUCCAUGUCAUUUCCCUAUGACUUCCCUGUAAACCCCAGUGUGUAACUCCUUCCUCACAUGCUAGGCACACGCAUGCAUGCCCUUUUGCUCAGCUUCUGUUCAUUUAAGAAGAGACAGUAGAUCUUAUAAAAUGCAUGAUGUUAGUUUUGUCAAGUGCUGUGAGACAGAUGUAUCUUGUAUAUUAGAUCACAGCCUUGACUCCUUGAAAAAAAAGCACAAUUUUAAAUUGUAUUGUUUUGUUUUUAGUUUUUUUAAAUGACACAUUUUUACAAAGUAGAAGUGAAAUAUAUGUUUACAGUAUGUUGCAGAGCUAUUUUUAGACAGAGGAGGAACGACGUGUGGUGCUCCAGCUUUGACAACAAAUUAAAAGUUGUAUCUUGUUUUGUAAAGUGUACUGCACAGAAAUGUGUGUUGCGCAAAAAUAAUAUAAUUCAGCAUGUAGUUCUAUUGUGCCACGUGUUAAAACCCCCAGUAAGUUAAUAAACAACUACACCAUUUUUAAAGCGAUAGUGGGGUCUUUUUUAAUGGUCUUAACAGUACAAUCAGGUUCUCAAAAAAUCAGGUUUAUACAUUUUAGGGCAGCAAUAUCAUGAUCUGCCACAGAUUAGAUGAUUAAAAUAGACUCUAGUCUGAAUGCCUUGAAAAGCAGUUCUACAACAAAGUCAACAAUAUCCAUUAUCCCAAUAUACCCAUUUGUUCCCAGUACAUUUUUAUAUGUACUGUUUUUAGCCAGUUCUGUUCAAAUGUCUAUCCUUGACCUCUUGUUUAUCGGUAACAUUUGCUAGGAGACAUUAUUACACCUCCUCUCAAAAGAUGUUUACUGGUAGUCUAGGAUGAUAGGCUAAUUAAUUAGGGAGUCAAAACAGCAACUUGGUAUGGGUAUGAAAUAGACCAGGCAUCACAUCCUGGUGCCUUUUCAGAACUCAGAACUUUAAUUGACCCCUAAUAAAGCUCUUAGAAUCAUGUCAUGCCUCCAAGUACAUCUAUGACAGACAAGUAUGACAGAAAAGUGUGUAACCAUUAACCUGUCCCCCUGCAACACGAUUGGGUAUAAGGAAUACCACAUUUGUUCUAUGUGGUAUUUCUUUCUGAUGUUUUUCUUACAUUACAUUACAUACAUUUCUUACAUAUAUACUGUAAAUGGAAUGUAAACAAACAAGCUGGUAAACAAGGUCUGUGUCUUAAAAAACUCAAGUGCUAAAAUAUGGAAGACUAUAGUAUAUUAUAGACACUAAGUUUUUAGCCUAUGAUACAGGGGAUUCUACAUAUUUAACUGUCUAUUGCAUACUGUUCAGAAACAAGCAGGAUAUAAUUAUAUUAAGCAAUAAAAUAGCUUACUUAUUUAAAGUUUAAUAAAAGCAACAUUUUCCUCAAGAACAAAAUACGUUAAUGCAGCCAGGAACCUCCGCUAUCUGUUCUAUCUUUUGCUCAUUAGAGAUCUAAAGCAAAAAAAAAAAUGGAAUUAUAAGAAUUUUCAUACGCUGAAUUUAAUUUCCAUCCUGCUUGUCUGUCUGUAGACCAGACUGAUUGAUGUUGUGCCACUGCACUGUGACUAUGUGUUUAUUUUAUAUCCUAAAAUGCCUUUCAGCAUUUGUAGACAAACAUAUCUUUGCUACUGUUUCUAUUUUAAUCAUGCUUAAACAGCUAAUUUCACAGACCCUGUUUAACACUAAUCAUGGACCACUAAAGUGGUUAUUAUAGCUAAUGAACUAAUUGAAUAAAUCUUACUCGCCAUGUACUUACAUUAGCUAUAUAUCUCUGACGUGUGUGAUUAUGAAAGUAAGAAAAAAAAAUGUUAUAGCAAACAUGUAUUUUUAUUUAUAAAAAACAGAAUAAUCAGGUACUACAGGCUACUAGGUGAAACAUUUCUAAGUUUUAGGAAGUCGGUUUCAAUUCCUUCUGUAGCUCAUUGCCCCUCAUCAGUGUCUCGGGGGGCAAAGUGUGUCAGUAAUGCAGUUGAUUGGUUAAUGACAGGAAUAAGACACUGAAGGAGUGGGGACAUGUUCAGUCUCCUAGUGAAAUGGCAUAGGAAGUGUAAAGCAAUCUGAAAAUAAAAUUCCUAUAGUACAGUAUUAGAUAUCCUUUUUUAAAAUGUUUUCUGUAUUAUUUGUUUCUUUCAGAACUGCACAUUUGAGACCCAAAUAUACCCAAAGUAACUAAGUUCACAAACUUAGCAUUCAUAGUUAUUUUGAGCAUGAACUGAUGUCACUACAGAUGGCAUAUUCUGAGGGGGAGGCACAGACUUUUAGUAUUAAUUAUCAGGAAAAUGGAUAGACACUUUUCUUGUCAGUGUUUAAAGGACAACUACUGUUAAUUUUGUUUACAUGAUGUAUAUUUUUAAAAUAUACAGUAUAUAGACACCUGAACUACUUCUUACUGGUAGGGCUUCACAUUGUUAUUAAACUACCAAUAGUAUGUAUUUCUGAAAAUGCCCAGACAUCUACAUGAGCAAUAGCUUCAGUAUUAGCACAAAGAGCAAGAACAAUGAAUACAAAAAUGAUACAGGACAAAAAUGAUACAGGACAAAAAUGAGCAAACAGCUCUAAAGUUUUCAACUAACCCCUGAGCAAUGUUCAAAUAAUGUGAAUGGCUAAAUCCUUGUCAAUGGGUAAUGGUUUCUAAGACCACAAUUUAUCUACAAAUGCCCUCCCUCUAAAUCAGAUGAUUGAUUAUUCCACUAAACUAAUAUUACAAUAUACUGUUAUGUAAAUCGAUUGCGGUCGUGUUUAAACUGGAAAAUGUUAUGAAGUAACUGCAUUUCUUCCGCAGUGCUGACACCAUGAGUUAUAGAAAUGUCAAACGACCAUGUUUAAAGGGCAACCUCACUAGAAUUCAGUUCCAGUCUUGUAGAGUUCAAGUGUUUUUUUUUCUAAUUGAUCGAUAAAGCAUGGUUCCGAAAAAUAUAGCGUUACACGUCCCCACAUGUUGCUACAGCUGUUUAAAUAAUGUACCUGUAAUUUUAGUUUUCAUUGUUAACCUCCUGACAACUUUUUACACUUAUAACUUUAAAGUCUGUUUCAAAGCUUUUUUCAAAAUGUCUGCUUUAGUGCAUUGAUAGUGUAAGGAUUAUUGCCAACAUUGUGAAACAGGUAACACAACAAUAACCAUCCAUGAUGUGGUACAGAACAGAAAAGCCAGAGAACUUGUUGAAAUGUUUUUUUAAUCACUUCCUGCUGUGAUUUAGGACAUUUUGGACAGCUUUCAAACAUACUUUAAAGUUAUAAGUGUAAAACGUUGCCAGGACAUGGAGAUGUAUAACGCUAUAUAUUUUGGAACCCCACUGUUUACUCUUUAAGGGAUGUAAUAAAACACAUUUGCUGGUAGUCUUUUAAAGACAAAGAGGUAUCGCUCAUUAAAAGGGUGGGCCUUCCAGAGCAGUUAAGGCAUUUUGGAGCCAUGUGGAGUAGCUUGCAUUGUGGUGGUCUGCUUUCUACCUGUUCUGGUGGUCAAAGGAAGGACUUGAAUCUCUAUUGUCCCUCAUCGGUCAUGAGCACUAAAUGCACUAAAAUAAAACAAAAAAGAAAACAAUUAUAAAUAAAUAAUAUUUGUUGUUAUUACAUUUGAAAAGGUAUGAUGAAAAAAGAUUAAUUAUACGAGAUUGGGAAUAGGAUAACAUAAUACGUUUUGAAAACGAUUACAUAAUAGGGUUGCCAAGAAGGGCUUUUGCAGUUAGCUUAUGACUGGUUUCACAAACCCUGAUUGGAACUAAACUACCUUAUUUUUAGUUAAAGUAGCCCAAGAUUUCUGCUAAACAGUGAAACAUCUUAAGAAAAUGAAUAGAUAUCAAAUCUUACCUUGAUUGCAGUGCUUUUUUCCAAACCUUUCUCAAGUUCCUGGUAUUGAAAGACCUUUUCAUGUAAAAGGUUUGUUUGACUUUUUUGUUGUUGUUCUCAGCUUGGACCAUGUCUUAUGUUUGAUUUCUGGUUGUAGGAAUCAUGAUAGUCACAUGCUGUAAUCACAUGACUCGGGAUACAGAAAAAGGACAGUCACAAAAUUAACCAAUGAUAGUGCUUGCUCAUGAGCGAACUCAAAGCUUCAAAAAGGCUGUCAUCAUCAAAUCUUUUUUUAAUAAUAAAAUGACAUCACCUCCACCACUGCUGCACAUUCCUUGUGUGAAUAAGGCCCUAUGUCUCCUGUGAGUCACGUGAUCAUGUAACUCCCAUGAGUUCUUCAACCACAGUAUGGCACACUAAAAAACAACACUUUCUCAUUGAACUUCUUGCUAAAAACCAAGAAGUUAUAUGUAGUUCUUUCAUAACUGGAAAUUUAGGUAAGAUUUACUAGACCUAUGUAUUAACUUUAUGUCCUUUAAAUUACAUAAUUCUGUCAUAAUGCCAUUGUGGCUAUUUUGCAGGAUUCUAUAUAUACAGCUCUGGAAAAAAUUAAGAGACCACUGCAAAAUUAUCAGUUUCUCUGGUUUUACUAUUUAUAGGUAUAUGUUUGGGUAAAAUGAA